AUGGGCCCAGCCAUAGCCAGCCUCUUGACGCCGCGGUACUCUGUAACUACCCCCGUAUUCGCUAUGCACCGCUGUCUAGGAAUUCCCGAAAUCCAAUCGAAUAUAUCUGGUAUUCUUCAGGAUAAGGACGAAGUUGGAUUGGCCAGAUGGGCAGGGACUUGUCGCCUAUUCCACAAGAACGCGAUUCCCCAUCUAUGGAGAAACAUACCUGGGCUUUACGUGAUAGCAAACCUUCUCCCGGAUUGUUUCUCGGAUUUUAAUGGGGAACUGUUCUUGAAGGAGAAUGCGCCAAUCUCAAAACAUCUCCCGCGACUCCGAGAACAUACGAACUACGUGAAGCUAAUCUCUUACUAUGAAGCACGUUACGACGACGUAGACAUAGAUCCCCCUAUGUUGCACUGGUCGGCCUUGCACUUGCUGCUCGAAGACCACCUUUCCUUGCUUCCGCUGUUUCCAAAUGUCCAAGAGGUGGUCAUCCCGUUCUUUCAAGAGAAAAAAAAGGAAACGAUAUUUUACUCCGCCUUCUUAACAUCGCCCAACCUUCGAUCCGUGACCGUGUUGACGGACGAGGUCUUUGACAUUUAUGGGAUCAACAAAACAGCGUCAAACCGAGAAGAUGCCCACGUCAUUUCACUUGUGACCCAUCUGUCUUCCUUUGCACCAAAUCUACUGUCCUUUGGAAUCGACGGUCCUUAUCAUGAGCAACCGGUAUGGGAACGUCACACGGCCAUGAAUUGCUUGAACGGCGUGCUCCCAUCGUUUUCUGACGCUCUCCGCUCACUCCACAUCAUUCACCUUGCCGUAAAUGACACAGACAUCGCCACUUUAUCCCGCCUUCGAGGACUCGAGGAGCUCGAGUUCCUAAUCAAUGAAGCGACCUUUGACGCACAUUCGCCACACCCCCCUUCACCGUCUCCUGGUUUUCCGGCGCUCAGAUCUCUCGACAUUAUGAUCACGGACGCGACUGCAUCAACCACAUUCUUCUGUUCAUUCGAAAUCCCGCAUCUACAAAGUCUUUCGAUAACUUACGGUUUGUUUGGAGGAGAAGAAGAACUGGGAGAUGUGAUGCGCGGUGUUUCUUGUGGUGUCGGUCACUCUUCCCUUACUUCCCUCAUGAUCCGGGAGGUUGAAAUUGAGCCAGGGUUUGGCGAAUCAGAUGGCCCUUCUGCUUUCCUCAUUGUGCCGACCACUCUUCAACCCCUCACCGCAUUCCAAAAUCUCGAAAGCUUUACUAUUACUCCUUGCCGGAUCCUGCAAGCCUUUGCCAACGAUAAUUUGGCAGAACUUCUGGAAUCGUGGCCACAAUUGGAACGAUUCUCAGUCGAGGAGGACUCCUGGUCGCACACACUAUCGGCCACGACGGUCACUUUACAAGGCGUUCAAGCUGCGGUACAGCAUUGUCCCAAACUGACCUAUCUCCAUUUUCCUUGCGACGCUCGACAGGUGCCGCCGCUGCUGGGAAGCGUGCCACCACACCCUUCCCUAGCGCAUUGGAAUGUGAGCCACUCCCCGGUACAUUCCUCGCACGACAUCGUGGAAUGGAUCCCCAAAGUCCUUCCGCAUCUGCGCAAUUUGGACUAUUUUGUCAAUGCUCGAGAGAUGCUUCGCAUCUAUUGCGACCCGCGGUGGACCGAACGCAAAAACGACUUGGAAGAGGUGCCGGAGGAUUUUUUGAUGGCAGUUAGCAAGUGGAAUGGUGUUGUUCGAGAGUUACAUCGGGCUUGGACAACCUCCGCGGUUAAGGUAGCCCAUUCGUAG
Coprinopsis cinerea okayama7#130 is the source of this 1758-nucleotide messenger RNA. RefSeq lists its product as hypothetical. The record is from RefSeq and is a predicted model, not a curated record. The transcript has 3 exons. Lineage: Eukaryota; Fungi; Basidiomycota; Agaricomycetes; Agaricales; Psathyrellaceae. Bases 1 to 1758 code for a protein of 585 amino acids.